AUGUUCAGGUCGAGUCAAGUCGCUUCUGCUGCCGCAAGGGCACCAUUCCAGUCGACUAAACGAUAUGCAAACGCCUACCUUUCCAUCAAGAACCUGCAGCUGUCAAAACAGGGUCUUCACAGAGCUCAAACCUAUUCAACUGCUGCCGGUACAUCCAUUCAAACAUUCCAUGUACAGCCUCUGGCUAACUCUCGACGUCGCGGCAUGGAUGAAUCUUUUAUUGGCAAAUCGGGCGGGGAGAUCUUUCAUGAUAUGAUGGCCAGGCACAACGUGAAGCACAUAUUUGGGUAUCCUGGCGGAUGUAUCCUCCCUGUAUUUGAUGCGAUUUAUAAGUCAAAACACUUCGAAUUCGUUCUCCCGAGGCAUGAACAAGGCGCUGGGCAUAUGGCAGAAGGUUACGCAAGAGCAUCAGGGAGACCUGGUGUUGUUCUCGUCACUUCGGGCCCUGGUGCCACAAACUUGGUGACGCCGAUGGCUGAUGCGCUCGCUGAUGGCGUACCAAUGGUGGUGUUCACUGGUCAAGUGCCGACUACAUCUCUUGGCAGUGAUGCCUUUCAGGAAGCCGACGUUGUUGGAAUAUCUCAGGGGUGCACCAAAUGGAACGUGAUGGUGAAAAGUGUCGCUGAACUACCGCGGAGGAUAAACGAGGCAUUUGAAAUAGCCACAAGUGGCAGACCGGGACCGGUUCUGGUCGAUCUACCGAAAGACGUAACGGCCGGCAUACUUCGGAGGGCUAUUCCGACCGAGACGUCACUGCCGAGUAAAACGAGUACUGCGGUUCGGGCGGUUGAAGAGUUUCACCAACAACAACGAGAUACCACGAUUGGGAGGGUAGCCGAUUUGGUCAACAUAGCUGAACGUCCCAUUAUAUUCGCUGGUCACGGCAUAGUCUCUUCCGAAGGAGGGCCUGAACUACUCAAAGCACUAGCAGACAAGUCCUCGAUCCCUGUUACUACAUCACUCCAUGGUCUAGGGGCUUUCGAUGAGCUGGACAAGAAGUCGUUGCACAUGGUUGGCAUGCACGGGGCAGCAUAUGCGAACAUGGCUAUUCAGCAUGCAGAUUUAAUCAUUGCUCUAGGAGCUAGAUUUGAUGAACGGGUGACGCUCAAUGUCUCAAAAUUUGCGCCCGGUGCAAAAGCUGCUGCGGAAGCUGGUCGCGGCGGCAUCGUUCAUUUUGAGAUCAUGCCCAAAAAUAUAAACAAGGUUGUGGAAACAGUCGAAUCUGUCGAAGGUGAUGUGGCUGCAAAUUUACGAAAGCUUGUACCACUGGUGCGUUCAAAGUCAAUGUCUGACCGUUCACAGUGGUUUGAUGAGCUUAGUGAGUGGAAACGGAAGUGGCCACUCUCAAAUCAUGAAAGGACGGAUAGCGAAUCCGGCUCAAUUAAACCGCAAACCUUGAUAGAGCAGCUGAACAAGCUUACUGAAGACCGAAAGGAGCGGACAUAUAUCACAACUGGCGUCGGCCAACAUCAAAUGUGGACGGCGCAGCACUACCGCUGGCGAUACCCACGCACGAUGAUAUCUUCAGGCGGUUUGGGCACAAUGGGCUUUGGUCUCCCGGCUGCGAUCGGGGUCAAGGUUGCUAAGCCCGAAUGCCUUGUCAUUGACAUUGAUGGAGAUGCUUCCUUCUGUAUGACUUUAUCCGAGCUUGGCACAGCGUCGCAAUUUGACAUUGGAGUCAAGGUGAUUGUGCUUAACAACGAGGAGCAAGGCAUGGUGACGCAAUGGCAAAAUCUCUUCUAUGAGGACCGGUAUUCUCACACACACCAAACAAACCCCGACUUCAUGAUGCUGGCAGAUUCCAUGGGGGUACAACACAGGCGAGCGACGAAAGCUAACGAGCUUGUUGACUCUCUAAGGUGGUUGAUCGACUCGCAUGGCCCGGCUCUUCUUGAAGUGGUUACCGAGAAGAAAGUCCCUGUUUUGCCGAUGGUGCCUUCGGGCUCGGCGCUGCACGAGUUCAUUACAUGGGACAGUGGGAAAGACAAGAAGAGGCGCGACUUGAUGCGUAAACGGACGGGUGGUCGCCACGGUUAG
This is a messenger RNA of Pochonia chlamydosporia 170, 2037 nucleotides long. Its product is annotated as acetolactate synthase, mitochondrial precursor. NCBI's taxonomy places the organism in Eukaryota, Fungi, Ascomycota, Sordariomycetes, Hypocreales, Clavicipitaceae. The record is from RefSeq and is a predicted model, not a curated record. Gene Ontology annotation, biological process: L-valine biosynthetic process. Gene Ontology annotation, cellular component: mitochondrion; acetolactate synthase complex. Gene Ontology annotation, molecular function: thiamine pyrophosphate binding; acetolactate synthase activity; magnesium ion binding. The coding region runs from base 1 to 2037 and encodes 678 amino acids. The transcript is spliced from 4 exons.